AAUCUCCAUGCAUACCUUGGGCAAUAAUAACACACCAAAUUGUCUCUUUUCUCGGUGAUUUGUUUUGAUAUCAAGGCAAGAGUUUUGGGGAACAGCAGAGAAGGAACCAUCGAACGCCGCGCACCAUCGCUUCCCACUUUGUCAUCCAACUCUAACUUCCGGCAGUUACUACGCGCCAUGGUAAUGUUGCGCUCGGUGCUUUCCACCGCUCGACGUGUUCCACUCAUCAAGUUCCGCAAGGGUGGCCCUUUCCUGGAGGCGGCCAGUCAUACGGCGGGCGGUGCAACCGGUUCUGCCGCUGCCACAGCAGCUCCAGCGCACGCACGAUCCGUGUCAUCGGGGGAAGCGAUUGAAGAAUGGCAGCUGCCGGCACGGUACCGCAGGAAACCGAUUGAUGACGUCGAGAUGGAGUGGAUCAACCGUGGUGGACCGCCAGCUUAGACCUUGGGACGAUGGUUUCGACGUGCGUAAUCUCUCCACCAUCUUCACGUGCGUUCCCCUAGUCAGUAAUGGAUGGCAAGCAGGCAGGCAGGCAGGCAGGCGCAGGCCAGCAAUGGAACAACAUUGUAUGCGGCCGUUUUGUAGUUUCUUAAAAGCGAUGUAUGUUAUGGCAAACUAAUUGCUCUAAAUGGAGCUGCUAUCGAAAUUGGAAAGCACGUUACACCAACGACAACAAGCGGGCGUGAUCCUCCUUGGUAGCGAGUGCAUUGGGCUGUGGUGACCACCAGCUUUUCAUCCAAGCGCAGAGCUGUUGAUGCAAGCUUUCGUGAAACAAUAAAUAUUCUAUCGAUAUCAAGAAUGGUGCUAAUAUUAACGAACCUACCCUA
Molecule: messenger RNA, 827 nt
Organism: Anopheles stephensi (Asian malaria mosquito)
Lineage: Eukaryota; Metazoa; Arthropoda; Insecta; Diptera; Culicidae
Product: 28S ribosomal protein S36, mitochondrial
Exons: 3
Coding region: 178-441 (87 amino acids)
Biological process (GO): 2-oxoglutarate metabolic process
Source: RefSeq, a predicted model, not a curated record